CGUGGCAGAUGGAAGCUCGCACUGCACAUGGAGGGCGGUGUCCUCCCUCUCGCUGCACAGCCUCAUCCAUGGCGGCCCAGAUAUUCCUUUCACUUCAUCUUUCAAAACCCACUUCCUUCGACCCACUUGAGUCGCUCCUACGCUCCUAGCUACCGUCGCUGGGACUCCAAUGCCGAAACCAUUCGUUCCCAAAGAUUCGGUUUUAAUUUCAGAGACAAAGGCAAAAGAGAAGAAGAUGCCGGCGAUGACGAAGAAGAAGAAGAUUACGAGUACAGUAGAAGUAAAGGGACGAAUAAAAGAAGGUGGUGGUCGGACGAGUCGUCGGAGAUGGAGGAGGAAAGCUCCGGUGGAAUCUUGGAGGAUGCCAUUGAUAGUUUCUGGAUAUUGAAGGUGUUUAAAUCCUAUGGAUGGGCAUUUCCAGCUAUUAUUGCAUCUUUGCUGCUGUCUACGGGUCCAAAAGCUUUCCUCAUGGCGUUAGCACUCCCCCUUGGUCAGUCGGCAUUUUCACUGUUAUUUGAGAAGUUGUGGGGACGGACAAGGAGUAGGCCGAAACACAAGUCCAGGACAAGGAGGAGAAGGAAACCUUUUGCCAGCAGUUUUGGUAAUGCUAAAACAGAUGACAAAGAAAGAUAUGUUGAGGACCAGGAAACUAGUGACAGAAGCAUGGGUUAUCAAUCUUGGGUAGUCGGAAAUGAUGCUUCAGCUGAUGAUAGUGGUCGGGAGGCAUCGAGUUUAGGUGGAUGGGAUGAUCUUGAAAGAAUGGAAUCUGCACGGAGGCAAUCUCGAAGAAAGCCAAUGGGGAAGGGUAAGUUGAGUCGGAGAGAAAGAAAUAGCGACACGCCACUGCUGUUAAGAUUGUUGAUUGCUGUUUUCCCAUUUUUGGGUACAUGGACAAAGAUGUUUUGGUGAAUAGAGAAUGGAAACCAAAAGUCUCAAACCUGGAGCAAGACCUUGAUUAGUUUUCCUGCAACUUAGAUCAGGCACUACCACAUUCUUUGCACCGGCUCUUGCGCGGCCUUCGGAUCCAGAAUAACAUCGGUUGAGGGUAAGAUCAAGGAUCAAAUUUCAGCCAGAGCCAAUUUUGUAUACGCCUGACUUGGAUGCCGGUGUUCCUUCAAGUUUUAUUUCAUACGCCAUUGUACAUAGCAGAUAUUACAAAUAUAGUUUCACAGUACAUUUGACAUUUCAUUGCAUACAGUGGAAUUUGGUUGAA
Messenger RNA from Malus domestica (apple), 1213 nucleotides. RefSeq lists its product as uncharacterized. The record is from RefSeq and is a predicted model, not a curated record. NCBI's taxonomy places the organism in Eukaryota, Viridiplantae, Streptophyta, Magnoliopsida, Rosales, Rosaceae.